Molecule: messenger RNA, 676 nt
Organism: Ornithodoros turicata
Lineage: Eukaryota; Metazoa; Arthropoda; Arachnida; Ixodida; Argasidae
Exons: 3
Coding region: 136-591 (151 amino acids)
Source: RefSeq, a predicted model, not a curated record
UCACCACCUCCUCGCCCGUUCUCGGUAUGACGUAGUACCGAGCGUGCAGCAGAAGGGCGGAAGUGCGAAGGUUUCCGUCCCCAUGACGACGCCUGUAAACAGGGACGCGGCGAUGUGCUUUCGCUUUCCGAUCAGAUGGAACAAGGAUCGCUUUCCGAACUCGAGAGGAGGCUUCUGAGACUGAGCCAGGAAUUCGGGAUGACACUAUAUCAGGACGAUCCUGUACGAGAGCCUGCAGAAAGUUCACUGGAGUCGGCGUCGGAUACAGAAGACGGUGACACAAGCGUCUCCACGGACGAACCGACUCCGGAAGAACAAAAUAGGACGCUAAAUGACUGGUGUGAUUGUCGCAUAUGCGGACAAAUGCCGACUGUACAGGAACGCAUUUGUUGCCGCGGCAUCAACGAGGUGCUACGCAAACAAUCGAAGGGUUGUAUCACAGAGAACGAGCACUUCCGCACAGUGUGUUUGCACACUGAGGUCCUUUCUGUCACGCUGUGCGAGCCUCAGGAUCCCAAUACGCCAGAUUCGAAUCAGCAACAAGCGCAAGAAAGAGGGUACAGCCUCUUGGUUAUACCUGUACAGCCUUGAAGCGGAGCAGCCUGAGAACUUUCGCAGGACUUGCUCCGGAAAACAGAAUGGCAGCCGACAGUAGGAGGUUUCCUGCUGCCUUCCC